GUGUCAGCUGCCCUGCAAAGUCUCCCAAAGACCACCUACUCCUCAGUGUGGCAGCAGGGGUAUACAAUGUUUGCCCAGAUCCUGAUGCUCUCCUGCCCUACAUCAUCAAGGAUAACCCAUUGCUGCCAGUUGUUUACAACCACAGGAUCAAGAUUAAUGUUAACACAGCAGAUCCAGAUAGGAUGUCAAACAGACCAUCUCAACGCUGCAGAGUUGAAGAGAGCACCAUGUGUUCAUGAGCGAUUUCCUGUUACCUCAGAGCUGAUGCAGGUGUGGAACCUGUGGGGUGGACUCAUCUACCUGGUAGCCCCACCCAAAACACAAGUGUACGGGGUAGAGGUCACAGUGAAGAUGGCUGUGCCUGCGCCGUACUAUAGAUCAGGUGUGACAACAGCAGCUGAUUGGUUGUUGUUGCGCACAGCCCCUUCACCCUGGGCAGAGUUGGAGUUUGACAACAUCAUCCUUACUGUACCAUCAGAUGUUGUUCGGGACCUAGAGCGCCCUGAUGAGCUGGCGGCACUCUGGGAUGACAUCAUGAAGGGCAUUGCAGAUCUUGCUGCCAUCCCACACAAAUUUCCUUGCAAAGAACGUUUUGUUACUGAUGUGCAGAUUUCCUGUGGUUGGAUGCAUUCAGGUUAUCCUAUCAUGGCACACAUGCCCACAGCAGCUGAGGUGGUCAACAUCAACUAUAUUAGGAGUGAAGGCAUGUGGGGCCCCAUACACGAGCUUGGACACAACCAACAGAGAAGCUGCUGGGAGUUCCCACCACACACCACAGAGUGUACAUGCAACCUGUGGUCAGUGUAUGUGCAUGAAGAGGUGCUGAGGAUCAACAGGGAACAGGUGGAGUAA
Molecule: messenger RNA, 852 nt
Organism: Micropterus dolomieu (smallmouth bass)
Lineage: Eukaryota; Metazoa; Chordata; Actinopteri; Centrarchiformes; Centrarchidae
Product: TRPM8 channel-associated factor homolog
Exons: 4
Coding region: 67-852 (261 amino acids)
Source: RefSeq, a predicted model, not a curated record